AUGUCAGGUGUAGGUGCGAGCUUUGGCAGUUCGAGAAAACUGCACUUGAGUAACCGCAAUUUGUUCUUACUCUGGAUGAUAGCUGAUACGGCGUUAAUGAUACUCAUUACAAUAGGAAUGAUUGUAAUGGUGAACAAUGAAGAGGAGGUGAAUGAAUGGAUUAGAGUGAACAGUUGGGUGACAAUCAUUCUGAUAAUUCUUGGAUGUGUUCCAAUUCUUAUUCUUGUGUUAGUCAAGGCACUUGGAAAUAACCGAGAAAUCGACCAUUAUCUAAUAGGAUUCAGUACAUCUCAAGGCCUAAUGAAAGCAAAUAUUCUAAAUCCGUAA
Molecule: messenger RNA, 327 nt
Organism: Trichobilharzia szidati
Lineage: Eukaryota; Metazoa; Platyhelminthes; Trematoda; Strigeidida; Schistosomatidae
Source: the annotation of a GenBank genome assembly